Molecule: messenger RNA, 1534 nt
Organism: Centruroides sculpturatus (bark scorpion)
Lineage: Eukaryota; Metazoa; Arthropoda; Arachnida; Scorpiones; Buthidae
Product: Krueppel-like factor 4
Exons: 2
Coding region: 167-1084 (305 amino acids)
Biological process (GO): regulation of transcription by RNA polymerase II
Molecular function (GO): RNA polymerase II cis-regulatory region sequence-specific DNA binding; DNA-binding transcription factor activity, RNA polymerase II-specific
Source: RefSeq, a predicted model, not a curated record
GUUAGACAGUUAGACAGGUGCGAGAAGGUAGAACGGAACAGGUGGCCUGUGCUGUGUAUGGGAUAUCUUACUUUUGUGUAUAUCGUGUGAAGUCAACCGUUCGAGUUAUUCUGAGCAAAAUUCUUCCUCCAAAAUUUUUUGGAUUUUUAUCUUCCGUCCUUCAUUUAUGUCAAUUAGCACAGCUGUACUUUUACCCCAAACUGGGGACCAAAUUGGUACUGGAUAUCGUACUGGUGCACCCUCUGCGGACAUGUCCGAUUUCCAUGAUAUGUGGCAAGAUAUAGAGAGUGUUUUAUUGGCGGAAGUGCACCCAACUGAAAAUGCCCAAAAAUCUCAGCCCGGUUCUCAAGAAAUUUCUAACAGACGUCCAUUGGUUCCUGUCACUUCUGCUCUGGUCGUGGGUCAGACAGUAGUCCAACAACCAUCACCGUUCAGAUACGAAGAUCUUGAUCUAUUUCUCAAUUCCGACACCACCAGUUUAUAUAGCGACGAAGGAUCAGGCCAGGCAAUCAACAAAACAUCGUCUCAACGUCUGCCGUCCUGUGCCCAAACAGGGAGCAUAACAUGGAAUACAUAUACAUCCUCGGUAUGCAAUCAGAUGUCACCACCAGCUUCUCCAGAAACUCUGGUACAGCAGAAUUCUCCGUCCCAACCCACAACUGGUGUAUCAACAGUUUUGAGAGUAGUCACUCCUCCUUCAUCACCCCACCUUGCAGAAGCCCUAUCGACGAGAAGCACACGAGUUUCUUACGCAGCCACCACCUCACCUGCCGAAAAACCGAAAAGACCAAGGAGGAAUUUGACCAGAAGGAAAGUGACUGUGCACACCUGCACUCAUCCAGGUUGCAGCAAGACGUAUACAAAGAGUUCUCAUCUGAAGGCUCAUCUGAGAACCCACACCGGAGAGAAACCAUAUCAAUGUACGUGGAAAGGAUGCGGCUGGAAAUUUGCUAGAUCUGACGAACUAACACGACAUUAUCGAAAACAUACGGGUGAUAGGCCAUUUCAGUGCAGAUUAUGCGAAAGAGCCUUUUCUAGAUCGGACCACCUAUCGUUGCACAUGAAACGCCAUUCUUCUUUGUGAUUUCCAUCAUCUCUAUUCAAAAAAGGGACCAAUUUUUCAUAAAUUCUAACUUCUGCAUCUUGUAAAUUGCAAAAAAUAAUAAUAAUUAACAGUAAUAAUAAUAUUAAUGAUGAUAUAAAAAAAAGUUAUUCGGAUAUUAAAAUGGCAAUACUUCGGUUAAUUGAUGUCAUAGAACAUUUUAAUCUGAAGAUUAAAUUCGAGUUGGACACUCGAACUGCACUUCGGACUGACAUUUUUUUUAAUUUUUAUUAUUUUUUCUUAGCGAAUUAUUAAAAAGGAAAGAAAAAAAAAUAGAAAUUUUAUUUUUUUAUCACGUCAUAUAUUUUAUUGUAUAGUCAAAUUAUAAUAUUAUUUUUAUUUUUGUCGCUAAAUUAUACAUUGCAUACUUAUUUCUGUAAAAUAUAUUUUAUGUAAUUUUUUUUUUGUACAAUGCAUCAUAAUUUGCAUAAA